Molecule: messenger RNA, 1252 nt
Organism: Drosophila bipectinata
Lineage: Eukaryota; Metazoa; Arthropoda; Insecta; Diptera; Drosophilidae
Product: UBX domain-containing protein 1
Biological process (GO): negative regulation of protein K48-linked deubiquitination; negative regulation of proteasomal ubiquitin-dependent protein catabolic process; negative regulation of protein ubiquitination
Cellular component (GO): cytoplasm; nucleus
Molecular function (GO): K48-linked polyubiquitin modification-dependent protein binding
Source: RefSeq, a predicted model, not a curated record
UUCUAUCGAACUGGCUAGGCUUUGUUUUUGUGUGUCAUUGCAGAUUUUCAUAAACAUUCACAAAAGAAACUCGAUUUAGUAGGUUAAAAUUAGCAGCAAACAGCCAUGAGUGAUGUUCAGACCCUGAUGGACAUGGGCUUCGCCCGGGAACGUGUAGAAUACGCUUUGCAGGUGACAAGCAACAAGGGAGUGGAGCCGGCAAUGGAAUGGCUGUUGGCCCACGGUGACGAAGAGAUACCGGCAAAUCAGAAUACCGGGGAAUCCCCGGCCUCCGCAGAGAUCCGCCAGACAUCCGGGGAGGAUGCGGCCGCAGCAGCUCCUAGCAGCAGCGGUGCCGAGGCCUCUGCCGGUUCCCCUGUGGCCAAGUCUCUGAAAUGCGACGACUGUGGAAAGGUGCUCAAGGAUCACACUGAAGUGGAAUACCAUGCCGCUAAAACUGGUCACAGUAACUUCUCCGAGUCCACGGAGGAGAAGAAAGCCCUCACCGAGGAGGAGAAGAAGGCCCAACUGGCCCUGAUCGAAGAGAAGCUUAAACAGAAACGCGUUGAACGCGAGGAGCGCGAAAAGGCCGAUGCCCUGGAAAGGGAGAAGAACCGUAUUCGUUCCGGAAAGGAUAUGGCCGAAGCCAAGCGGCGCAUGGAGGAGCUCGAGAUGAAGAAAAUCGUGGAGCAGCGAAAACGCGAAAAGGAGGAGGAGAAGGCGGCCCGUGAUCGGGUUCGGGCUCAAAUCGAGGCAGACAAGGCAGCUCGCAAAGCCAGAGAACAAAAGGAGUCGGCUGCUAGUUCAGAGCCUACAGCAUCCGUUAGCUCUACCACAGUCACCUCGCCCUCGGCUGUGAAGUCUCCUCCACGCGACUAUUCAGAAACCCGGAUCCAGGUGCGUUUACAGGACGGUUCCACCCUCCAGGAGACCUUCAACGUGAAAGAGCAGCUCUCGGCCGUGCGUCUGUUCAUCCAAGUGAAGACUGGCAUCGAAACGCCCUUCUCGUUGAUGACAACCUUUCCACGAAAGCUCUUCGCCGAAGACGACUACGAGAAGCCGCUGGAGGUGCUCGGACUGGUUCCAUCCGCUGUUAUCACCAUGACCAAAACGCCCGCAUAGGCCGCCAAUGGGUAGAUCUACAACUAAAUCAACUAAACGAUAUGAUUAGGAUCUAAAACAAAGAAUCGAAUCGCGGCCCGAUUUUUUUCCCAAAACAUUUAAUGUACGGUUUUAUAUAUACAUAUUAAAGGAUAUUAACGUAAUUACAUAA